AUUUCAAAAGUAUAACGGUCGCUUCAGUAGCGAGUCGAAGCUGUGAAAAAAUUGUGUGCGGAAAAUUUAUCGUGGUCUUCAUAUCAGGUUAACAAAGGAAGUGCAUUUUUGUUGUGAACAAAUUGUAAAUAAAAUGUUUAACUGAAAGUGAAUUCCCACCUUCAAUAGUUCGAAAUUGAAAAUUGCAUUGGAAAUAUGUGGCGCUCAACGGUUUUUGUAAUUAUUUUAAUUUGUUCAGUAUUUUCGUCGAAUGUACAAGGUUCUUGUUUGGAGUAUGGGCAUUCAUGUUGGGGGGCGCAUGGCAAACGCUCCAGUGGCUCGGCGUUGGCCGGCAGUACAAGUCGGCUAGCGGAGAGAAAUUCACGUAGCGGCAACCAAUUAAAUUUGCUGGACGAUGAUAAUGCAAGUCGAUUUGUGGCUAGCAAGUUCGACAUCAAUGAAGCAACCGCAUCCGCUGAAAUUGCACCACAUAUAGGCAUAAGUGUAGAAGACACCUCAGCAGAUUCGACAAAAGAGCGCAACUACAUGGAACAACGGCAUCUACAAUUCCCACUACAUAAGAGUAACCGUGAGAAUAGCAACACACCGUUAGAUAACAGCAUUCGAAAGAGUGAGAUGRCUGGCUCGCGUGAAGAACGCCAACGCUCUCUACAUUUGCAACAAAAACGGAAGUUCCCGCAACAUAUUGAACGUUGGCAUAAAUUGCCGGUUUUCGGCUUACGACGCACCUACAGUAAUUCACCAUUGUCGCUGACCGAUGCUGUACCGCUCGAGAUACCCACACGUAAUGCAGGCAAUGAGUUACUGCAACAAAUCGGACAAUUGGCRGGCGAAAGAUUCGACGAUGUUGGCGUUUACUAUGACUUUCCAUAGAAGUGAAAGAAACAGGUGGGAGCAGAGCGCUGGGGAAGAAACGUGAAGUGAACAAUUGAAGUCUGCAAAAACGCAAACGCACACACAGGCAAAACAGUUACAUAAUAUAUGAGUUGYUUUCAGUUUUAAGUUGAUUUAUAAGAGGACUACACAAUUUCUAAAA
This is a messenger RNA of Bactrocera latifrons, 1036 nucleotides long. RefSeq lists its product as uncharacterized. Bases 196 to 873 code for a protein of 225 amino acids. Gene Ontology annotation, biological process: neuropeptide signaling pathway. Lineage: Eukaryota; Metazoa; Arthropoda; Insecta; Diptera; Tephritidae. The record is from RefSeq and is a predicted model, not a curated record. Gene Ontology annotation, molecular function: neuropeptide hormone activity. The transcript has 4 exons.